Messenger RNA from Penicillium taxi, 2193 nucleotides. RefSeq lists its product as uncharacterized. The transcript is spliced from 3 exons. The coding region runs from base 1 to 2193 and encodes 730 amino acids. Gene Ontology annotation, cellular component: HDA1 complex. Lineage: Eukaryota; Fungi; Ascomycota; Eurotiomycetes; Eurotiales; Aspergillaceae. The record is from RefSeq and is a predicted model, not a curated record.
AUGGGUGACGAUAAAGACCUUCAUUUGGGACCUCCGGCUCAAAGUGUGAGCGCAAGCCAGACAUCCUCUUCUGCGGGUGACAUUGAAGCAGCAGAGGCUACUGAAGCUCCUGAAUUUGCUGUGCCCAAACCUUUCCCCAAAAGAGCAUCUCUUAGUAGACGACUCGAUGAUGACUCUAUCUUUAUAUCUCAUGUUACCUCAGCGGAUCAUGCCCAUUCUGGACCACCACUAUCUUUGCAUUCAGCCCGCAGCGGUCAAGAUACUCGACCCAGUGCAUUGACUCUCACCAUUCAGCCCAGUGCAUUCGAGGGCAUCGGAGAGAUACCACCAGGAUCUGUCCGUCUUGGUCCAGGUGAAUUUGCUGUCACUCUUCCUAUGGAUUCUCGAGUCAAGUCUGACUAUGAAAAUGUUUUGAAACAUGCUGCUCCGCGGUUUCAGCGUUUCCUGGAGACGUUUAACAGUGGUACCCCAGUUCAUGAGUACCAACGAAAGCAUCUGCAGUCGAAGAUACAGAAGGUCAUAGCAGCCUUGGGCAACGUAACAACCCAUCCAGAUCUGAACAUUUCUCGACACUUAACGGAUGGAGACACCAAUCUUGAGGAUAUGGCUUUGUGGGCUGAGAGUAAUAGUGCCAAAUUCCUUUUUCUGAGAGAUUUCAUCGAAAUCGCGAGCAUGCAUAAUCUCCACAUCAUUCUAGCAAUUCAUGGAACCGACAAGCAAAAUCUUAUCGAGCGCUAUUUACGUGGUAAAGGAUUUGAAUACACUCGGCCACGCGAAGAGCUCGGUGGAAGCGUGGAAAUAUCUCUGGUUAAAGGCUCUCUGAGCUUCGGAAUUCAUUCGACUGACAGCGUACGAGAUCUUUUCAAAGAACCUUCUGCUAUAUUUUUGCUCGAUGCUACCUUCAAUUCCAAGAGUUCAUCAGUGGUGCAUAUCCGACAGACAUAUACUCGAAACGGAGAUCCUCUUCCAUUAAUCUGGCUUCUUGUCGCCAAUACAUGUGAACACAUUGAGCGCUGCCUGCCAGAUAUGCCCCAGUGUGAUCGCAUUUUGGCCCUUCUUCAUUUCACAGAUUGCCUCCAUUAUGCGGCGGGUGAUAUUCAAGAUGGCGCCCUUGACGUGCACGAGAAUGUCGCGGAGAUUUUUGGCUAUCUCACAGACAGCUCUAGACCAUGGCCACUGGUUUCGAUUAAACCCCUACCUCUCAUUCCCUAUGAGGCAGAAGAGGCCUCAAUAUCAUCGACUAGGCCUCGACCAUCUACACUGAAACGCUCGCUUUCGAAUGAUGAGCACGAAGCGUACAAGACGAAACGUGUACAUCUUGGCGAUAUCAGCCCAACGAAUGACACAGAUGUUAUCAACCCAUCUGACCACACUAAUCAAAUUCUCCGGAGACGCAUGGAUGGAAUGGAAAACUUCUAUUCCAAGGAAAAGGCUCAAAACUUGGCUAGACUGGUCGCCAUGGAAUCAAAACUCCAGGACUGGCAGAGUGUCAUGAAUGAUCUUCAAUAUCGCUACGAAAGUCGAACCGAAAGUGAGCACAAGCUUCGACGGGAGCGCGAUUCGCUGUUGGAGACAGUAGCAUCCCUGAAAUCCCUCGCAGACAGAUCGAAAGAAGACAUCUCCAAGCUGAGAGAUGAACGAACACUACUGAAUCGUGAGCUUGAAGGAGCUCGACUGGAAUUGAAGUCCGUUCCCGGACCACUUGCUGAUCUGGAGACGGCGCGGGAAGAAGUCCGUCGACUUACCAAGGAGAACUCCAGUCUCGAACGCAAGUCAGACUACGAACGUCAUCAAGCCGAAUACACUCGCGAGCAAUAUCAGAACGCCUCCAAUGUUGCUGCUCAAGCUGGAAAUGAGGCUCGCACUCUUAGAAAAGAAAAUGAGGACCUACUGCGGAGAAUUUCGAGCAAUACUGUCGCUGUCCGUGAACUCAGCAACAAAGCAGAAUUGGACGCCUAUAUUGCCCGCAUCUCAGAGUUAGAGAUUACACUUGCUCAGCGUGAUGAUUUCCUGCAAAAGAAGGAAGAGGAACUUCGGGAGAUUCGCAAGAAUCGUCCGUCAACUCGCUCCACCAGUACCGCACCUCGAAGCCCCAAAUGGGCUGCUGGAAGUCGUCCUACUAGUCCCGGCUUGGGUGGAAAUGGAAGUGGCGGACUUCCUGGUAGAGGCAGCACCUUGCGAUUUAGCUCUUGA